This is a messenger RNA of Drosophila obscura, 1442 nucleotides long. RefSeq names its product gamma-butyrobetaine dioxygenase. Gene Ontology annotation, molecular function: oxidoreductase activity. The record is from RefSeq and is a predicted model, not a curated record. Gene Ontology annotation, cellular component: mitochondrion. Gene Ontology annotation, biological process: carnitine biosynthetic process. Lineage: Eukaryota; Metazoa; Arthropoda; Insecta; Diptera; Drosophilidae.
GCACUCAGAGACUGUUCGCGAGGCGAGGCACAGAGCGAGCUCUGUAGAGUUUUCAAUUUAAAUGUGGCUGCAAAGACUCGGCCGCGUCCUGGGGCACGGGCACGGGCACGGGCACGGCCAGGGGCAGUGCAGGCGACACCUCAGCGCCAGGAUUGUGCAAGGAACAAGCAUCGUGGUGCAGCCGGAGUCGGAGUCGGAGGGAAGGGAAGCCAUGACCUUUCCGGGCGUGUGGCUGCGCGACAACUGCCGCUGCACGGAAUGCUUCCACGGCAGCUCCAGGUCGCGACGCCUCGACUGGGACAGCUUCGACACGCGGGUGCGGCCGGUCGGCGUGCGCACGGACCAGGCCGCCGGCCAGCAGCAGCAGCAGCAGCUGCACGUCCGCUGGAGCGAUGCACACGAGAGCAGCUACCCGCUGGACUGGCUGCGGCAGCGCAGCUUCGACGGGCGGCGCCAGCGGGCGUAUCUGGACGAGUUCUAUCGGCCGGCGACGCGCCACUGGGCGGGCGCCGAGUUCCAGCGGAUUGCGCGCCACUUUGACUACGGCCAGGUGAUGGCGGAGGAUGCGGCACUGCAGCAGUGGCUCCAGGCGCUGGCCGUCUACGGGGUGGCGCUGCUGCGCGAUGCGCCGCUGGACGGGGGCGUGGUGCGGCGGCUGGCGGAGCGCGUCGGCUUCAUACGGCGGACCACCUACGGGGAGGAGUUCGUGGUGCAGGCCAAGCCGGGCGCCCAGAACUUUGCCUACCUCUCGCUGCCGCUGCCCCUGCACACGGACCUGCCCUACUACGAGUACAAGCCCAGCGUCAACAUCCUGCACUGCGUCACCCAGACGGCCUCGCCGGGCGGCAGCAACCUCCUCGUGGACGCCUUUCACAUUGCCGACCGGCUGCGCGGCGAGCGGCCCGCGGACUUUGAGCGGCUCUGCCGCGUGCCCGUCGACUGGAACGACAUUGGCAGCGAGGAUGGCCGCGAGUUCCACAACAUUUGGCGUGCGCCCGUCAUCUGCCUGGAUGCCGAGGGCAAGUACACGCGCAUCAAUCACAGCGUACCGCAGCGGGACAGCCACUUCAGUGUGCCCCUGGCGGAGGUGGAGCCCUGGUACGAGUCGUACGGCCGCUUUGUGCGGCUCGCACGCGACGAUGCGCACGCGUUCAAGACGCGGCCCGGCGAUGUGCUGACCUUCAACAACAUCCGGCUGCUGCACGGCCGCACCGGCUACGACGACACCGAGCACAACUCGCGCUACAUUGUGGGCGCCUAUCUCGACUGGGACAUCGUCUACUCGCGGCUGCGGGUGCUCAAGAAGCGCUCAGCCGCCGUCCAAUAAAACACACAAACAAACAAACGCCUGCCAAAAGCAAGCAUAUUUUCCAAGCCAUUUAAGGGAGGAGCUUUGCUGCGAUUUGAAUAGUGGCGCAGGCCCCCCCCCCUGCUAUCUGCCU